AUGGAAGAUAUGAACGAGUUCAAGCAGUUUGACAUCGUUUCCGAUGACUCAGAUCACCACUUCCGUGAUCGCAGCAGUGGAAACAACAUUAUGAACAACACAAAAAAGAGUAUCAUGAAGGAGUGGAAAAUCUUGGAACAAAAUCUACCAGAAUCUAUCUAUGUUAGGGUCUAUGAUCAGCGCAUUGAUCUCAUGAGGGCGGUGAUUAUAGGCGCCGCUGGCACACCCUACCACGACGGCCUCUUCUUCUUCGAUAUCGUGUUCCCCUCUGAUUACCCGAACAACCCGCCCAAGGUCCACUUCAUCUCGUUCGGGCAACGACUCAACCCGAACUUCUACCCUAACGACACCGUGUGCCUGAGCCUCCUCAACACGUGGCGUGGGAAGAAGAAUGAGAAGUGGAACCCAUCUAUGUCAACGUGUCUGCAACUCCUCCUCUCCCUUCAAGGACUCGUUCUCAACGAGAAUCCCUUCUUCAAUGAGCCAGGUUUCGCCAUAUUCACCCAUGACUUCUUUGAUUUUUUGCCACGUACCUACACUGAGCUCGUAUACCGCCACACUUGCUAUAUCAACAUGCACCUCCUCCAGAAGCCCCCGAAGAACUUCGACACCUUCAUCAAGAGCCACUUCUGCAAUCGUGCGGCGGCGAUUCUCGCCGCAUUCGUAGAGUAUGCGACUGGGCGCGUGAGGAUCGGGUACUACGGAGCCGGCUCAUUGUCCUCUCCUCCGCAUAAGGUUUUGGUUUCGCGGAGGCACAAGAAGUGGGCGCAGAAGUUUUACCCUAGUAUGAUUAAUGCGUUUGAACGCUGUGGUGCUUCUUUGGAUACUUCCGUUCGCGACUUUGUGUUGUUGUCCGAGUAUGAGAGCAACGAGAGUACGAUCUUGACGAAAGUCAGUGUGCUGAUAAAGAAGGCUUUCACGUGGAUGAAUAUAAAAGAAAAGUGGGGAAAAUUUGAUUGA
This is a messenger RNA of Lotus japonicus, 960 nucleotides long. Its product is annotated as putative ubiquitin-conjugating enzyme E2 38. The transcript has a single exon. The coding region runs from base 1 to 960 and encodes 319 amino acids. The record is from RefSeq and is a predicted model, not a curated record. NCBI's taxonomy places the organism in Eukaryota, Viridiplantae, Streptophyta, Magnoliopsida, Fabales, Fabaceae. Gene Ontology annotation, molecular function: ubiquitin conjugating enzyme activity.